AUGCAAGAUAUGGAACAAAAAUUCAUGGCUGAAUUGCGUAAAAAAGUAGAUCAAUUGAAGGAAAUGUCCACCAAAAAAACUAGCAGUCCCCAACAAAGAUCAAUGGUCAAGAGAAUCAAACAAAAGUCAAGAAAACAAGCACACGACCCAGAUUUUGAAUACCAACCAAUGACAAAAGCCAAAGAAGAUACAAGGAACAAGACACAAACUGCUGCUGAUGUACCCAAACCAACAGAGGGUACCGAUGAAGAAAAAGAAAAGAAGAAUGAAAAGAAAAAAGAAGAAAUCAAAACAGAGACAGAACCUGCUACUGAACCCGAGCAAAAAGAGGGUGCUCAUGAAGCAAAACAACAACAGAAAGAAAAGAUGCAAGAAGAUAUUGGCCAAGAGAAAGCAGUUGCUACUGAAACCAACCUAAAAGAGCAUGCCAAUCAAGAGAAGACACAACUUCAAGUAUUGGAAAGUGAUGAUGAUUUCAAGGAAGAAUCAAUCCAAAAGAAGCCACUCGCCAUUUCUUGCCGCAAAACAAACAAGAUCUAA
Molecule: messenger RNA, 540 nt
Organism: Camellia sinensis
Lineage: Eukaryota; Viridiplantae; Streptophyta; Magnoliopsida; Ericales; Theaceae
Source: RefSeq, a predicted model, not a curated record